CUGUUGCUGUUGCUGCUGCUGUUGCUGCUGCUGCUGCUGCUGCUGGGGAUGAUGUCAGGCCAGAGUAUCACGGACCGUAUCGCCGCCGCUCAGCACAGUGUCACCGGCUCUGCCGUCUCCAAAACCGUCUGUAAAGCCACAACACACGAGAUCAUGGGCCCCAAGAAGAAACACCUGGACUAUCUGAUUCAGUGUACGAAUGAAAUGAAUGUAAACAUACCUCAGCUGGCGGAUAGCCUUUUUGAAAGAACUGCGAACAGCAGCAGCUGGGUGGUGGUAUUUAAGUCUCUCAUCACAACACAUCAAAUGAUGGUCUAUGGAAAUGAGCGGUUUAUCCAGUACCUAGCUUCAAGAAACACCUUGUUCAACCUGAACAAUUUUUUAGAUAAAAGUGGAUUGCAGGGAUAUGACAUGUCUACUUUCAUCCGACGCUAUAGUAGAUACCUGAAUGAAAAGGCGGUUUCCUACAGGCAGGUUGCUUUUGACUUCACAAAGGUGAAACGCGGGGCUGAUGGUGUGAUGAGGACAAUGAACACAGAUAAAUUGUUGAAGACUAUGCCCCUUAUACAGAAUCAGAUGGAUGCAUUACUGGACUUCAAUGUCAGUGCCAAUGAGCUCACAAAUGGUGUGAUCAAUGCAGCUUUCAUGCUACUCUUCAAAGAUGCCAUAAGACUUUUUGCAGCAUAUAACGAAGGGAUCAUUAACUUGUUAGAGAAAUACUUUGAUAUGAAGAAAAAUCAGUGCAAAGAGGCUUUAGAUAUAUACAAGAAGUUCCUUACUCGAAUGACGAGGAUCUCGGAAUUCCUUAAAGUUGCCGAACAAGUUGGAAUUGACAGGGGCGACAUACCAGAUCUUUCUCAGGCACCAAGUAGCCUCCUUGAUGCACUAGAACAACAUCUAGCUUCAUUGGAAGGAAAGAAAGUUAAAGACUCUUCAACAGCUGCUAGCAGGGCUAGCACCCUUUCAAAUGCAGUCUCAUCACUUUCUAACACUGGCAUGUCACUUAGCAGAGUAGAUGAAAGGGAAAAACAAGCUGCAUUGGAGGAAGAGCAGGCCCGAUUGAAAGCGCUCAAGGAGCAGCGUUUGAGGGAACUUGCAAAGAAAUCCUAUCCAUCUUCUGGAACUACAGCGGCAUCUCCCAGUUCUACUUCAGGUGGAAGUAUCAACACAACCGCAGCCAUAGAUCUCUUCUCUACCCCAAGUUCUUCCAACAGUACAUCCAAACUGCCAAAUGAUUUGCUUGAUCUACAGCCAACGUUUCAACCAUCCAUGCAUUCUGUUUCAGCCCCACCCCUGGCAGCUAAUACGUGGGGAGAUCCUUUCUCCUCUUCUGAUGCUGCUGAGGAAACCAUUCCAAGCUUAAAUCCUUUUCUUGUGAAAGCUGAUGAAGUUCUAAACACCACUGUCGCCUUCUCAGAUGGUGUGAUCUAUACUUCUAGGACGCAUAGCCAUGAAAUGUUUGAUCAUUUCAAUCCUUUUUCUGAGCCAAGUUAUUCUGUGGCCACAAAAUUUGAAUACACUCCUCGGAUAGACCAUUUGGUCUCUGAUUCCUUCUGUGGUCCUCCAGCCUAUUCUAUUGCUUCCCAGUUUAGAACAGAGUCCCCUGCUGUAGCUGGUCUAUUUGCAGGGUUCACUCCUUCACCAGCUACUCAGGCACUAUCUUCAACAAGCCUUAAUGUUGAUUUUGAAUCUGUAUUUGGGGCUAAAUCAACUUCCACAGCCAAUAGCGUAAUGGAUCCUGGUGACUUUGAUGGAUUAGGUGGACUGCUGAAACCAACUGUAGCUUUGCAGAGCCAGGCUCAUCAAACGUCAAAGCCACAGCCAAACAAGCUAGUAGGAGAGGAUCUGGAUUCAUCGUUGGCUAAUCUCGUCGGCAAUUUGGGAAUUGGAAAUGGAUCUGCUAAGAAUAAUCUUCAUUGGAGCCAGCCUGGGGAAAAGAAACUAACUGGUGGAAACAAUUGGCAACCAAAAGUUGCUCCAACUACAACUUGGAAUCCUGCUACACUGGCACCUCCCAUUAUGGCCUUCCCAGCAACAACGCCAACAGCAGUGAUGGGAUAUGGCAUGCCGCCUCCAAUGGGAACUAUGCCUCUGAUGACGCAACCAACAAUGAUGUAUACCCAGCCAGUGAUGAGACCAUCUAACCCCUUCAGCUCCCUACCUGGUGCCCAGUUAUCUACAGCUUCGAGUCCUUCUAGUCAAAGUCCUCCUAGAGCUCCUGGAAAGGAUCCGUUUGCAGAGCUCUCUCUCAAGGACUUCUUGUAGAACAGACAAGAUGCAAUUUAUGUAGUGGUAUCAAAUGGAUAGAUUCUGAGAAGAUGAGUGCUAAGCAGCAAAUUUUUAUUCUUCAUGCAAAAUACUCGCUGUUGUGAAACUAUCUUCCACAAGGAUGACCUACAGUAUGGAUGUAAAACAAGAUGGCAGAAUGUUCAAGAUGGAACAUUUAUUGGAAAGCAAAAUGUUGAUGGACAAACUUCAGCAGAAGAGAGAAAGGCUUUUGAUGGAGUGAUGACUGAUUCAAGCAGGAUUUUAAUUGGUGCAACCAAUUAUGCUCUGCAGUAAAACAACAUUUUGUUCCCAUUUUGAGUAACCUCUUAAUUUAGAAAUGGUGGCUUGAAGAAGUAGCAUCUACGAUUAUAUGAAACUGCUGGACUGUAAAUUCAGGAAUUGGUGAGGUAUUCUUUGAAAAGCAGCAGUCAAUUAUGUAAACUUCUGUUCUCCAACAAUUUUUUUCACAAUCAUGCUAUAAUUAUUAAUUCAUUAUUUUUCACUUUAUUCAAGUUUUACAGUAGACAUUCCUUGUGUACUAUAUUUAUUUAUGACUGUCCGAUUAAGUAACAAUAUUGCAUCAGAUGCUUCCUGUGAGGAUUAAUAUAGAUGUGCAUGAUUCAUCAAUCGGAUGAAAACAUGAGUGAAUGAAAAAUGCAGUUAAUUGAAAGGUGAAGCACUAAUUAUUCUACAAAUCAGUUUACUUAUUCCUAGUACAAUUAUUUGUAGGCAGAACCAAAAUCUUGCGUUUAUAUGGGAUUUAGAAUGAAUAAUGUAUUAAUCAAUGUAGUUAAUUCUGUGCCUAUGAGUUUGCGAGGGAACAGUUAUUGACAUGCAAAGCACGGCAUUUGUAUUUUGACAUUAGCGUAAAUGGGAAGGCCGUUUUUAUUGCUCCAUGCUCAGUGUAUCAUUAUUUUACAUUCAAGUUUGAUGCUGCCUUUCCUAGGAUGUAAGGAAUUGCCUUCAGUUCAUAAAGAUCCUCUACCUCCAUUGGACUCCAAAUCACUUGGAGAUCUCAGAACACGAGAAAAAAAUGUUUAAAUGUUCACACACGGUAUCUUCAUUGGUUCUAAGAAGAUUUGUUUACACAUAGUUGGAUAUGAGGGAAUAGUAUCUGCGUAGAUUUUUAAAACAAAAGUAAAUCAAGUUGAAAAGUAACACAGUAAAGCACUGUUGAUCGGUGCUUCAUUGUAUAUAACAUAAUCUCUGUCCUCAUCAGUGGUGUGAAGGAUAGUUUGAGCUUAAGGCAAUUCAGUACAUGAACUUAGCAAAAUUUUGCUGCAUUGUCUUUGCAGAAUAUAUUUUGUUUAAAAGAAAAAUGUAUGUAGGAGAAAAUUGGUGGAUUUUCAAAUAAAGAGCAGCUUUCACCGAAAUUUUGUUACCAGCUAGGUCCAAGUUACAUCAUCUUGAUUACAAAAGAUCCUGUGCAUGGAUAUAACUCUGCAUUAUUUAAUAAAAUAAUUAAGCUGU
This is a messenger RNA of Leucoraja erinaceus (little skate), 3738 nucleotides long. It is a transcript of the gene picalma, whose product is annotated as phosphatidylinositol binding clathrin assembly protein a. Bases 49 to 2265 code for a protein of 738 amino acids. Gene Ontology annotation, cellular component: clathrin-coated vesicle; clathrin-coated pit; synaptic vesicle. The record is from RefSeq and is a predicted model, not a curated record. Gene Ontology annotation, biological process: synaptic vesicle budding from presynaptic endocytic zone membrane; clathrin coat assembly; clathrin-dependent endocytosis. The transcript has 23 exons. Lineage: Eukaryota; Metazoa; Chordata; Chondrichthyes; Rajiformes; Rajidae. Gene Ontology annotation, molecular function: phosphatidylinositol-4,5-bisphosphate binding; SNARE binding; clathrin heavy chain binding.